UUGACUUCACAUGCACAAACACGCUUAUAUAACGGCGAGGAACCCAAAUCCCCAUUCUAUGCUUCGCCGAAUCGUCAAGUUUUCACUUCCCUCAAAUCCAAACCCUAAUUCCAUUCAAUUCAAUCGUAUACUCUCUCUAGCCGACAUACUGUCCCGAUUGCCGGUGAAGCCGGUUCUUCGAUUCAGAUCCUUCUCUGCGCAUUGGGGUGCCCUAAUCGACAGUUCAGAUUUCAAUAGGUUGCAUCUGAAUCGAUCAAUCAAUCGAAACCAAGACCAAUCUGAGAGACUACAACCACCUCUAUUUGGUCGAUUUUGAUUCGUUUGAUGUGCGGUGUAUGCAUGCAGGUAUGGCUUUCUUGUAAUGGCGUUGUUUUGUGGAACCCCCAUCUACUCGAAACGGUCUAAUUGAGUUCCAAAAUCUAUCUAGGUAUUAUGUGAGGCGCAUUUAUGGAUUUGGGUAUAAUAGUGCUAGUGAUGAUUUCAAAGACAUGAGUGAUGAUGAUUAUAUUGAUUAUGAAGUUCAUGACACAGGGCUGAGAAAUUCCCUAAUUAUCCUAAUUUGAAUCAAGUAGGUGGUGUAUUAGCCAGUGGUUCUUUGCAUUGGGUUGUGACUCAAGAACCCUAGGUCCAUAAAGGUAGCUUGAUUGUUGGUUUUGAUUUGAGGUUCAUUUAUGGGUGAUGAAAGAUUCUGGAGUGAAGGAAUCGUGAACCUAAGUUAGUUUCAGCCCGAAUAUGAGGCAAAACACAGAAGGGCUUCUUUGGUAUGACCCAUAAUGGAAGACGGUCAAGCAAGUUAUGAUUUGCGUCGGACACGAAUUGUGGCAAGUGAAGAUGUGGGUGGGAAGCCUUGUUCCUCUCAACGGUGGUGGUGAAAGUGAUGGGAAGAGACAACAAGAGCAAAAGGAGACGAACAGUUAACUUGAAGUUGAAAGACAAAAUGCAAGCUAAUGAUGCUGAGAUUAAUAAAAUCCGAGCAAAAAAACUGCUUGCGAAUGAGUUGGGCAUCACAUUUGUUUCCUUUUCUCAGAAUAAUCAUGAUCCAUCCAAGUUAGUGGCAGAGACUCCAUGUGAGCUACUAAGGUAUUUGAUCUUCUUGUCAUAUAUCUGUGUACCAUUCCUGAAACAUGUUUUCUUGAGCUUUUUCUUUGUUUUCUCGUCCUUGGUUUUUCCCUUUUUGUUGCAGUGAAUUGGCUUUGAAUUAUAUGCAAAUCCAAUGGUUAGAUCAUCUUUAAUUCAGAAACAGAAUAUUCUUUUGAGGGAGGGGGAGAGAGAGAGAGAGAGAGAGACUAACAUGGUCUGCACAAGGGUUUUGUGGUUCCAUUUCUUGCUUGCACAAGGGUUGUCAAAGCAGAAAAAAGGAAUAGAGCCAGUAGGUUAUGACACUCUGCAUAGUUGGGCUAAAUGGCAAGUUAAAUCAAUUCAGGGUGGAGAUUUAAUGGUUGUUCCUAAGAUUAGAUCCUACCGAUUUUCAUGCUAAAACUACAAUUUGCUAGCCACCCAAAAACAGUAGGUUGCAUCAAUCUUCACUGCUUUCACAUUUCUCGUUGCUAGUUUCGAUAUGUCAUCUCUGUUAAAGGUUGUGGGCUCAAGUCACUUGACACCAUCUGGAAAAGGCUGCCAUUUUUUAAUACUACAUCCUGCAGUUUAUACUUUGUGCUGAUUUACUCUGCUGUUGCGACAGAGAUGGUAGGGAUGCUAAUAGAAACUAUGAUCCAAGAACUCUCUACUUGCCUCCUGAUUUUUUUAAGAGCUUAACUGGUGGCCAGGUAAUAAUUUUAUAUGGUAACUAGUUCAGACUAAUCUGCCAAGAGACCAUAAAUGGGACAACUUUGAUUCACAAUUAACUUUAAAUUUUCCCUAAAUUCCGUCUUAGGAUGUGGAGGUGGUUAAGAGAUCUUAUAUUCUAAAAAUGCUAAUGCUAAUAGAAGAAAGACGCCCGGGUGAUGUAAACUCUGAUUUACUCUGCUGUUGCGACAGAGAUGGUAGGGAUGCUAAUAGAAGAAAGAUGUCCUGGAUACGCUAGGCUAAUAAACACUGCACACUACAUGAAACUGGACACGCCACUUCAGAAAAUGAAACUUCAUUUUUUUAAUUUGUGCUUUUUAUCUUGUUUCAAUUAUGAGAUGUUUUCAAAACGAAAAAAAGAAAAAGAAAAAAGAAGAGAGGUUCAAGUAUCUUUUCUUUCUAUGAAUAGUUACAUGCUUUCUGCUAUACAAGAGUUACAACAUAAAUAGAAGGAAAAUGGGUCUGCCUUCGUUUAUCAAUUUAAGUGUUCUAAAUGAUAGUUUUUGCCCAAAAUGGAUUACGACAAUGAUAGGUAUGAUUUGCCCUCUUCCAUUCAUCUUUUGAAUGUAAUUUAUAGGAUGCGUUGGAUUUGUUUCUUUUUGUGGCUUCUAGAUUGCUUUUAAGGGACUUACGUGUAGGUCUUAAUAGGUGAAUUUAUUGUCCAAUAGGUCCUAUAAUAAUUAAUGAUGUUUUUCAUCAACACUAUUAAAAAACAUUAAUAAUUAAUUUUCAGU
This is a messenger RNA of Camellia sinensis, 2519 nucleotides long. NCBI's taxonomy places the organism in Eukaryota, Viridiplantae, Streptophyta, Magnoliopsida, Ericales, Theaceae. The record is from RefSeq and is a predicted model, not a curated record.